GAUAUUUUGAGAGUCGGGUGAUGAUCAAUGUGCGCGAGUUCCAAGCGCUGCAGACGCAGCUCCUGAAGGAAGGCAACGAGCGUUUCGAGCUGCAGGAAGUGAACAAGCAGCUCAUGAGUCGCGUGAAGAUGCUGGAGCGGGAUCUGGCCAAGAAGGAGUACGAGUUGACCGUCGCUGCGGCGGCCAACGCGAUCACCACCCAGGACGACAUCCACGAGCUCGUCGAGAACAACGUGGCUUUGAAGGAGCAGGUGCGGGCCCUUAAAGGGAUGCUGGACGCCAUGCAGAGCGUGCCACUACACGCUGGAGAUCCGCAGUCCGUGGCGAGGACGACGACAACAUCGCAAGACAUGACGGACUUUCAAACGGUGCUGGGCAAGUUGACCGCGAAAGAAGAAGAGUUGUCGGCCAUUCGCGUGGAAUGCCGCAUGUGGGAGGAGCAGCUGAUGCAGCUCAAGUUUGACCUACAGUCGGAACGAUUCCAAUCCCAAACGCUAGCUAAAGCCCACCUACAACAGGCCAAGGCAGCAUCUUGUUCUGGGAGCAGCGGCAACAAGGACGCGCCGCCGUUGUCGUCGAUCAAUCCGUUUGGGUUUCCCUCCAACUCGCCGUCCAAACAAUCCGCGGAAUUACAGCAAUACAAGGCGCUAGCGAUGCAGCGAGCAGAGUACUGGAAGCUGUCGGAAAUGGCCCUGGACCAGGCCAACAGCGAGAUUGCGCGGCUCAAGCAAGCGGUAGCGACGCUGGAAGAACGUCAUCUUCAGAUGGGGGGUGGGAACGCCAGCGACUCGAAACACCAGCAUAGUACACAUGAUCCUCUUCAAAGUGUGGAGGCAGCCGUGGACGAGGCUCGCAAAGAGACCAAACUUGCCCAAGACACCCUUACACAAGCCAUGAAAGAACUGGCGCGGCUGCAGGAGCAAGUGCGCGACAUGCCGCUGCAGUAUACGAUUGAAACGAAACGCUUGCGACACCUCGUUCGCGAUUUGCAAAGCGACCUCGCGGGUCAAAAGACCGCCGUGGACCAAUUGAAAAGCGCUGCGCUGCUCUACAGCCCUCGGAAUUCACGUGGCAUCGACGUGUCGCGCAAGAAAGCGCCCGGAAAUGUCAAACAUAUUUCGUUUUAACAAAAAAUAAUCAAGUCCUACAUGGACCCAGUCUA
Aphanomyces astaci is the source of this 1162-nucleotide messenger RNA. RefSeq lists its product as hypothetical. The record is from RefSeq and is a predicted model, not a curated record. NCBI's taxonomy places the organism in Eukaryota, Oomycota, Saprolegniomycetes, Saprolegniales, Verrucalvaceae. The transcript is spliced from 5 exons. The coding region runs from base 21 to 1127 and encodes 368 amino acids.